AUGGCUGCCGGAAAAUCUCGUGGUUCCAAAAGACCUUCCGGUGGUGGUGCUUCUUGUAAUUCAUCAACAGCCACCGUACUCGUGUUCAUAUUCGUUUGCAUUUUUGGUGUCUGGAUGCUAACCUCUAACUCCAUUGUUUCCCCUCAAAAGAAAUCCAUCAUCAUGGAUUCCGUAUUCGAUAACGUUCAUCGUAAGCGAAAUCUACCACGAAAGAUCCCGACUCAUCAUCAUACUGUUUUCGAAGACAAUCCAGGUGAUCUACCCGCCGACGCCAUUAAAUCCGAUGAUGAUUUCAUGGCCCAUGAUCGAGAACUGGAUCGAAACUACUCCAAACAUGAAGACAAUGAACCAAAAGAAACUGAGCAUGACCACGAUCAUGAAAUCACUAGAAAUGGUUUUGAGACUUUGAAUGAUAGUGAUAUCAACCACCAUGGAUUUCAAGAAAAAGUGCGUAAAAAGGAGCAAAAACCGAAGACGAAAGAUACGCAAUCGUUCGAGGGGAACAAGAAACCUUACAAACAACAUACUGAGAAUAUGAUUACAACCAAGAAAAAGACUGAAAAUGAAGCAGAUCAUCAAGAGAGCAAUAGAAAAAAGCAAGUUACAGAUGCGAAUGAAGGUGACGAAGAUCAAGAAAACCGUAAGAGAGACGAAGAACACGAAAAAGGACCGGACGAGGAUACGGAAAUACGAUCCCACUCGAUUGCAAACGAGACAAAAGCCCAAUUUGAAAAUCAAGAAGCUAAGAAAGAAACCAUCACAACAUCAAAGAAAGAUAAUACCAAAACAAACGAAAUAAGAUCUUUCGGGAUGAUACCAGACGAGUCAAACGAAGCAAAGAACGAAUGGUUAACUCAAGCUGACCAAUCUACGAACCAUAAUUCGAGAAGCCGAGACGGAGGCAAUAACGACGGCGGUGGCACGUCGGAGUACAAAUGGGAAUUGUGCAAUGUAACGGCAGGGAACGAUUACAUUCCUUGUUUAGAUAACGUGAAAGCGAUCAACGCGUUGCGUGGUAGUAGGGACCAUUUUGAGCAUCGGCAGAGGCUUUGCCCCGAUGAGGCUCCAACGUGUCUUGUUCCUCUCCCGGACGGUUACAAGACACCUCUCCCGUGGCCUCAAAGCAGAGAUAAGAUAUGGUUCAAUAACGUACCACACAAGGGGUUGGCAGCAGUAAAAGGGCACCAAAAUUGGGUGAAGUUGACAGGGGAAUUCCUCACUUUCCCUGGAGGUGGAACUCAAUUUAUCCAUGGUGCUCUCCAUUAUAUUGAUUUCGUGCAACAGAUAGUACCCGAGAUCGAAUGGGGAAAGCACACGAGAGUAAUACUGGAUGUUGGGUGUGGAGUUGCAAGUUUUGGUGGCUAUUUAUUCGAUAGAAACGUACUUACGAUGUCAUUUGCGCCAAAAGAUGAACACGAAGCUCAAGUUCAGUUUGCUCUUGAGAGAGGAAUACCAGCGGUUUCCGCUGUAAUGGGCACUCAACGCCUUCCAUUUUCAAGCGGGGUUUUCGAUCUUGUUCAUUGUGCUCGUUGUAGAGUACCUUGGCACAGAGAAGGUGGUACGCUUCUUUUGGAGCUUAAUCGCGUUCUUCGGCCAGGAGGUUAUUUCGUUUGGUCGGCAACACCCGUUUACCAGAAGCACAAAGAGGAUGUCGAGAUAUGGGAAGCCAUGUCUGCCCUAACAAGGGCUAUGUGUUGGGAGCUUCUUACCAUCAAGAAGGAUAAGCUGAAUGGAAUUGGUGUUGCUGUCUACCAAAAGCCAGACUCAAAUGAAUGUUAUAAGGAAAGAAAGAAACAAGAACCUCAGAUGUGUGAUGAUAACCCAAAUGCUGCAUGGUAUAUACCGCUGCAAACAUGUAUGCAUAAGGUGGCGACUAUGGAGACAGAAAGAGGUUCACAAUGGCCUGAAGAUUGGCCGGCCCGAGUUCAAACGCCUCCGUACUGGUUAAACAAAACCCAGAUCGGAAUUUACGGAAAACCAGCUCCAAAUGAUUUCGAACAAGAUUACGAGAACUGGAAAUCAGUGGUUACCGAAACCUAUAUGAAUGGUUUAAAAAUAAGCUGGAAUAAUGUAAGGAAUGUUAUGGAUAUGAGAGCUGUCUAUGGGGGGUUUGCUGCAGCUUUGAUGGAUCUGAAAUUAUGGGUGAUGAAUGUUGUGAACAUAGAUUCUCCUGAUACGCUCCCGAUGAUAUACGAUAGGGGUCUUUUGGGGAUUUACCACGACUGGUGUGAAUCGUUUAGCACGUAUCCUCGGACUUACGAUCUUCUUCAUGCUGAUCAUUUGUUUUCGAACUUGAAAAAGAGAUGCAAGAUCACACCGGUUAUGGUAGAGGUAGAUAGAAUCACGAGGCCAGGAGGGAAACUAAUUGUUCGAGAUGAGUCGAGCAUGUUAGAGGAAAUCAAGAACUUGUUGAAGUCGCUACACUGGGAGGUUUAUUUAACUUCUUUUGAGAACCAAGAACGAAUACUCAGCGCCCAAAAGUCAACUUGGCGGCCGAAGACAUACGCGACUCGAAAUUGA
Molecule: messenger RNA, 2520 nt
Organism: Cynara cardunculus var. scolymus (artichoke)
Lineage: Eukaryota; Viridiplantae; Streptophyta; Magnoliopsida; Asterales; Asteraceae
Product: probable methyltransferase PMT27
Exons: 9
Coding region: 1-2520 (839 amino acids)
Cellular component (GO): endosome; trans-Golgi network; cytoplasm
Molecular function (GO): methyltransferase activity
Source: RefSeq, a predicted model, not a curated record